GGAUAGUCCCCGCUGCCAGGUACACCACACACACAAUUUACACCAGUUUGAUGAGAUGUAGUGGGAUUUCCACGCUGAAUGUCCUCCCAGGGAGUGAUAGCUGUGCCUUGGUGCCACUUUGUAAAAAACACUAACCUGCUGUGACCCCAAAAUUGUAUGUUGGUAAUUACCGUCAGUGAAGAGGGGGUUUUGACAGUACCUGCUGGGGAGACUAUUCUUAGCUGUGGUCAUUUUUCUUCACCUAGCAUUUUAAACCGUUUUUCAUAAGUUACCAUGAAGAAUAAAUUGGGAUUUGAGGUGCAUAAUAAUGUACAGUAUCUCCACUAAUCAGGUGACGAUAGUAUAAUGGUGUGGUCCCAUGACGGGGGGUUGUUGCUCCUGUUGUACGUGGGUACGGGAAGUAAUUAGAUGCGACGAGAACCAGGUUGGCAUCGUCAUGACUCCGGACAUCUACCACGAGAAACAAAUUAAGGAGUUAUGUGCCCUUCACUCACUGAACAACCUUUUCCAAGAUAGUGGGGCUUUUGCCAAGAGUGAAUUAGACGGCAUCUGUUAUGCAUUGUCCCCAGACAACUGGUUUAAUCCACACAAAUCCCUUCUUGGCACUGGGAAUUAUGACAUUAAUGUAAUAAUGGCAGCCCUUGUUACAAAAGGCUGUGGUGUAAUUUGGUUUGAUAAGAGAAAAGAUCCUCAAGUCAUUGCAUUAGACAAAGUAGUUGGGUUCAUCCUGAAUGUGCCAUCGGAGUACCGCCUUGGACCUGUACAACUUCCAUUGCGUCGCAAACAUUGGAUUGCUAUUCGUAAUAUAAGAGGAAUAUACUACAACUUAGAUUCAAAGUUAGAAACUCCAGAAAUAAUUGGAAAGGAACAAGAAUUAACAAAUUAUCUUCGAGAAGAACUGAGAAACAAGGACAAGGAGUUGUUUGUGGUGGUGACGCAGGAGGUGGAGCAGACACGGGACUGGUGCCUGAUCAGUACCCGUAGCUCAAGUACAAAUAAUGUUGGUGCAAAGGACCUCAUGUCAAAGGGUAGUACAAAUUCUUUAGUCAAUGGUGAAGAGCCACAACCCAUGGAAGCUUUUAAUCCGCCCGGAUUUUCUUACAUAGAUCAAGAACCUCCGGGGAGCGAUAACUGGUCUGGUGAUGAUAUUAUGAAGACAAGUAGUCAAGAAAUGUUAUAAUAGUCAAUGAAUUUUCUUGGUUUUUAAGGGAUGAUUAUUAAAAAGAAUAAAGUCUGGAGACACAAUAUUCAGCCAGAAUCAGGAUUUGGGUAAAGUCUUGAGUGUUUUUGGAUGAGAUGAGUUACUACCUCACUGCCAUAGAAUAGUCAAGAUUUAAAAUACUGUACUGUAAUGAUUUCAAAUUAUUUAUUUAAUAACUUGUGCACAUGUAAAUUUCAUACAUAUGUGCAAAACACACAUACUUAAGACAUACUUAUGUACAUUGGCCACCAAAAGUCCUGUCACCUCACCUGCCUCUUCAUGGAAUCAGAGAAUCAGAGACCUCACAGGUCUCUGAUUCUCUGGAUUCAUUAAGAGACAGGACUUUUGUUGGAGAGUGUAAAUUAUGUGUAUCGCAUAUAUUUGUGCAUACUCAGACAUGCAUAGUAAAACACACAGACAUUCGGAUGAAAAUGUAGCCACACAGACAUACAAACAAAGAUUUAGAUUUUCGUACAUGAGAGCAUUGACAGAUAUAAAUAUAUUUAUGCACACACAAAGAUGGACAGAUUUUUAAUCUUGGAGAUCUAAUUAUUAAACACAUUAUUAACAUUCCUAUUAACUAUAAAAUAUAUUACAGUUGCUAUUGUGUUGAUGUUUAGAGAUCAGCUUUUUAAAAUUUUAUUAUGAGUCUAGAGGAAAAGACACGUAAGUGGAGUAUAUAAUUAUUAUGACUUACCGAGUGUGGUAAGCUGGGACACCAACACUCUUCCCUCCACUCGUGUAUCUGUUGUAUCAACAGAUGGCUACUGUGAUAGAGGUACUUCUAGCCAGGCAUAUAUUAUACUCACAAAUGUACAAGUGAUGAGCCUCAAAAAUGUCUAUUUGAAGACAUUUAUGAUAACUACAGUACUUGUCACUAUGUUCUUGUUUUUAAUUCAUGUCCACUUCCUAAAUAUCAAAAAAGUGGAAUAGGCCUUAUGUCAAAGAUUUUAGAAGUAUAGUAGUUUUAUUAUAUAUAAAUAUUUGAAUAAAGUUUAUAAUCUUCAUUGUAAUUAGCCCCAUUAACAUGAUGCACCUUGUAAUCAAUAGCUGGGGUUGAUGUCUGUAUUCAAGAGAUAUAUGAGCUUAAUAUGGUUAAAAGUGUCAACCUUUGUGCAUAUGCUUCUUUGUCAUCUAAUGGUAUAAUUAUCUGGAAUCAGCUCUAUUUUUUAGGAAUGUACUGUAAAUAUUGAUACUAAAUUUCAUGAUUGUAGUUACAGUACGUAUAGCAUAAAUGAAGACUUGGUUCCAAUCCUACAUUAAGCCCAGAUGUCACUGAACAUGACACCAUAUUUUCUAUCUACUUGUCAAUAUCAUUUAUGCCACAGGUAGGACAUACAUAAUCUUUUUCAGAGAUUGUUAGAUUACAUGGAACCAUUUAAAAAGGCAAAACUAUGAUCUCUAAUUUUAUAGGGUGGUAAUCCUUAGCUGAGGCCAGUUAGUUUAAUCUGGGGGCUUUGACUAAAUGAGUGACCAGCUCUUUAAAUGGUAAAAUUAGCAUCUUUUAUGCCAUCUUUAAUUUUGUAGAAUGGAAAUAUCUAACUGAGGAGGAAGAGUUAGUUUAGGGCUAUGACGUAAUAAGUGACCAAAUUGGGGCACAUGAUGUUCUACCUGCUCUUCCUGGCCAUGGGAUUGAACACGUCUCUUGAGAGUUCAGAAUGACACCAACUGAACCAUGAAACUUCUGGUAUUUUUCCUUGGUAUUUCCUUGUGUUUUGAGUAUGGGGUCUCUUCAUAGCUGUAUUUGUUAUUUUCUGAAUUUUGUAUUUGUACAGUAACUCAAUCGCCAAUCACGGGUUUACCAAUCAUGGUUUUGAAUAUCAAUGUUUUAUAUUUUGUACACCGUUUUACCAACGAUGGUAUCCAAUUUUAAGUACCCACAGGUUUCCAAGGUCAUCACAGGAGAUAUCAAGCCAAGUGUGGUGUGAAUAUAUUUGUUGGAUCAAAUCCUUCAAGUGGUUCAUCAUGUACUACUUAUUUCUCAAACAAAAGUAUUUAAUCUACCAAGGCCAGGUUCUGUUCCUUCUCUAACCGUUUAAAUGUUCUGGAAUACUUAUACUAAACACUGCCUCAUUCAAAAUACUUAAGCUAGUGUAUGGGUGAUAGAUAUUUUAUCCAAAUCUUUAAAAAUAAAUUAAUAAUGCAUUUUUUGGUCUAUUGGUGCACAAGUUGGUUGAAAACAUGUGCCAAUCUUCCAAGGAUGGUUUCAAACUAAAAAGGGUAAAUACUAGAUUUCUAUACAAUAUUAUAUUAAGGUUAAAUGUUUUAAAUAUGUUUAUAAAUAUAUAUAGCAGCAAUCAUUAACCUCAUUUCAUAAUGGUGAUGUUACCGUUAUAAUUACUACAAUAAACCCUCGUUGCAUCUCAAGAAGGGGCCCGAGAAUUAUUAUGAAGUAGUGAAUCACAAUCUAUUUGUCUAUACCGUAUAUUUCAAUAGGAAAUACAGAGGGCGGGACUGGAGCCCCCCAAAAGUAUACCAAAAAUUUCCUUUAAGAUAUUUAUUUCACCUUACUGGACCCAGUGCCAUGCACCUUGCACUCGGUCCAGGGCUGCUGUUUGGAUGAAAGAAAACGGAUACGACGCCAUCAGAUUAGUGAUGUGUCUCUAUCCGUCUUCAUAAAUUUCUACAAUUUUGUUGGGGGGGGGGGGGCUAAAUACCAUA
Homarus americanus (American lobster) is the source of this 3862-nucleotide messenger RNA. RefSeq names its product josephin-1-like. Gene Ontology annotation, biological process: protein deubiquitination. Gene Ontology annotation, molecular function: cysteine-type deubiquitinase activity. Bases 359 to 1180 code for a protein of 273 amino acids. The record is from RefSeq and is a predicted model, not a curated record. Lineage: Eukaryota; Metazoa; Arthropoda; Malacostraca; Decapoda; Nephropidae. The transcript has 5 exons.